This is a messenger RNA of Emiliania huxleyi CCMP1516, 1440 nucleotides long. RefSeq lists its product as hypothetical. The coding region runs from base 1 to 1440 and encodes 479 amino acids. Gene Ontology annotation, biological process: lipid metabolic process. The record is from RefSeq and is a predicted model, not a curated record. Lineage: Eukaryota; Haptophyta; Isochrysidales; Noelaerhabdaceae. The transcript is spliced from 3 exons.
AUGCGCCCGACGUGCCCGCCUCCGACCAAGCAGUACGUCGCGGCCCAACGGGCGGAGCACACCAAGCUGGAUGCUGGAUGCCCGGACGCCUACGCGGUCCUCCGCGAGCAGGCGCCGUUCUGGAUGCUGCAAGCGCAGAUUGCCUACUCGGUGCCAGACAGCUCCGAAGACUGCGCAGACUUUGAGAUGAAAAAGGUGGAGAAGGAGUACAACACGGUCUCCUUCACCGAUACGAUCACGAAGCUGCAGCAGGACAUGCAGCCGGGCCACCUACCUGGUGGCGGGUACCUUGCGAUGGGCUCGUUUUUCAAAGGCAGUGGCAACGCCGCUAAUACGCUGAGACUCCAGGGCCGCUACUACCUGACUGCGGUUGGUUCGGCGGACUGGACGAUGAAGAACGAGUGGAGCCACGUCGAGUUCGCUCCGAGGGACUCCUACAUUCUCGCAUUUUCCGGCACCGAGAACAUUCCGAAACCGAGUUUCGAAGCCGGCGAGGACUUUGAUUGGAGGCCGGUGGAGGUGCCGGCUGACUUCUACCCCCCUGGGUAUGUGGGUCCCAAGGCGCACAACGCCAUGUUUGAGGGAGUCACGUGCGGCGAAACUAUGACGGGGGCGCUCAUGCAGGCAGGCUUCGUACUUGCGGGGACCGACUCGCCCAACGUCGGCCGCCCAAAGGAGAUCACGAUCGUGGGGCACAGCCUUGGGGGCGGGCAGGCGCAGCUCGCGGCGGUGCACAUCGCUCUCAAGUACAACGCCAAGGUGCGGGUCAUUACUUACGAGUCCAUCAUGGCCUUCACGCCAGAGACGGCCAAGUGGAUUGUGGAGGGGUCCGAGGGAUCGCACCCGCAUGACAAGCUGAUCUGGCCGUGCGAGCAUACGGUGACCACUGCCUUCCCGGACGUUGGCGGCAAGAUCGCCGCGCAGCGCUGGGUCGAGAAUGAUUCGCCUCUGUCGGCGGCCCCGCUGCUGCUCCCCGCUGGAGGGCCCGUCUGCCUCGCGUGCAACCUCUGCUGCUGGCCUUACAAGUUCAACUUGGUCGGAUGCUGGCCCUUCAAUUCCAAGCUCGGCGACGGCUACAUCUCCAAGGCGCUCGUGCUGAGCGGGUUCAAAGCGAAGUUGUCCGCCUCCGGCAAGGCAACUGCGGGCGGCGGGCCAUGCGCAGGCUGCACCGGAAACGGCGGGCCCCCGUACGAUGACUGCGAGUUCGACUUCCACGAAAUGGGCCGCACGUAUGUGACGAAGGGGGCGCGCCGGCUGCGCUGGUUCACGUGCUUCCCUCCAUGCGUGCUUUGCAACAGCAUUGACCGCUCACAGAGCCACCAGCAGAAGUUUCUGCUCUGGAUGCUCUACAAGGGCGCCUACCAGAACAAGACUCAGGGCCCCGCCUUCAACGAAUCGAAGUACGUGCCAAGUGUCUGGAAGCACCCCCCAAACCAGUGA